Molecule: messenger RNA, 633 nt
Organism: Acanthosepion pharaonis
Lineage: Eukaryota; Metazoa; Mollusca; Cephalopoda; Sepiida; Sepiidae
Source: the annotation of a GenBank genome assembly
AUGUGCAGCUUGUGGACUAUAUUUCUACGAACUGUGGACUAUCUUUCUGCUGUCCGUGGAUUAUCUAUUUGCCGCCUGUGGUCUACGGACUAUAUUUCUGCAGCCCAUAGACUAUCUGCCACAAUCUAUCUGCCGUCUGCGGAGUAUAAUUCUGUAGGCCAGGGACUAUCUAUUUGCGGUCAGCGGGCUAUAAUUUCUCAAAGAAACGCUUGGUUGGUAUCUAUCUAUCUAUCUAUCUAUCUAUCUAUCUAUCUAUCUAUCUAUCUAUCUAUCUAUCUCAUUCUGUUCACAUCUUUCUAUCUCAGCCUGUCAAUAUCUAUCUAUCUAUCUAUCUAUCUAUCUAUCUAUCUAUCUAUCUAUCUAUCUCACUCGUAUCCGAAAAUUCCGUCCACUUUUGUUGUUAGUCAUCGUUGCGUCCUAGCCUUUCUCCAUUUUUUUAUUACUUCAUUUCUUUCUUUCCCUCGUCAUUAUUUCUUUUCAUGUUUCUUCUUUCUUUUUCUUCGCUUUCCCUUGAUCCUCUGCUUUAUAUUCUUUCUCUUGUUGAAUCUAAUUUCGUCUUCUUUGCAGCUCUUUUGUUUUUCUCCAGCUUUGUCUCCUAAUUCAUACCGACAUUUUUCUUUCAUUUUUACUUGA